Molecule: messenger RNA, 11482 nt
Organism: Myripristis murdjan (pinecone soldierfish)
Lineage: Eukaryota; Metazoa; Chordata; Actinopteri; Holocentriformes; Holocentridae
Gene: sptbn2
Product: spectrin, beta, non-erythrocytic 2
Exons: 40
Coding region: 381-7520 (2379 amino acids)
Cellular component (GO): spectrin
Molecular function (GO): structural constituent of cytoskeleton; actin binding; phospholipid binding
Source: RefSeq, a predicted model, not a curated record
CUGAAACUGCCUCGAAACGGGCUUCCAUCGCCUUUUUGCCUUUCCUCCGCUACCCGUUUGUCUUAAAUGUGUAAAGCUAGCGGGCAAGAUAAAAAAAAGACUGGUUUGGUUUCGUAACAUGCGGUGCUGCACUGAGAGCAGCGCGGAAAGAUCUGUUUCAAGGAUGCGGAUUUAACGGAAAGACGUUAUCAGUGUCACCUGGGAUUUUAACCGUUAAAUUUGAAAUAGCUUAGACGAAUGUGUCGGUAGUGAGGGACGUUGUUUUUCAUGCCUGGUGAAAUACCCUGUUUAGUGACGCGGUAGAGAAAAAAAAAUCGACUGCCUCCUUGCCAGAAGAGAAAAAUAAGGGGUUGAAUGCGUUUUCCCGUAGCCUGGACACCAUGAGCACCAUCUCACCGACCGACUUUGACAGCUUAGAGAUCCAGCAGCAGUAUAAUGACAUCAACAACCGCUGGGACCUGGCAGCGGAGACUGACUGGGACAAUGAGAACAGUUCAGCACGCCUCUUCGAGCGCUCCCGCAUUAAAGCUCUGGCAGAUGAGCGUGAGGCUGUGCAGAAAAAGACUUUCACCAAAUGGGUAAACUCUCACUUAGGCCGUGUGACCUGUCGCAUUGGAGACUUGUACACUGACCUGCGUGAUGGCCGCAUGCUAAUCCGCCUGCUGGAAGUUCUCUCAGGAGAACAGCUGCCAAAGCCCACUAAAGGCCGCAUGCGUAUCCACUGCCUGGAGAAUGUUGACAAAGCCCUGCAGUUUCUUAAGGAGCAGAAAGUCCACCUGGAAAACAUGGGCUCCCAUGACAUUGUAGAUGGGAAUCAUCGUCUCACCCUGGGUCUCAUCUGGACGAUCAUCUUACGCUUCCAGAUCCAAGACAUCAGUGUAGAGACGGAGGACAACAAGGAGAAAAAGUCUGCUAAAGAUGCCCUGCUGCUCUGGUGCCAGAUGAAAACUGCUGGAUACCCCAAUGUCAAUGUCCACAACUUCACUACCAGCUGGAGAGAUGGCCUGGCGUUCAAUGCCAUCGUGCACAAACACAGACCUGACCUGAUUGAGUUUGAUAACCUGAAAAGGUCCAAUGCCCACUACAACCUCCAGAAUGCUUUCAAUGUGGCAGAGAAGGAGCUGGGGCUCACCAAGCUGCUGGACCCAGAAGAUGUCAAUGUUGACCAGCCAGAUGAGAAGUCCAUCAUUACCUAUGUGGCGACCUACUACCACUACUUCUCCAAGAUGAAGGCCUUGGCAGUGGAGGGCAAAAGAAUUGGCAAGGUGCUGGACUAUGCGAUCGAGGCUGACCAGCUGAUAGAAAAGUAUGAGACCCUGGCCUCAGAGCUGCUGCAGUGGAUUGAGCAGACCAUCCUGACACUCAAUGAUCGGCAGCUAGCGAACUCUCUGAGUGCUGUGCAGAACCAGCUCCAGGCUUUUAACUCCUACCGCACCGUGGAGAAACCCCCUAAAUUUACAGAGAAAGGCAACCUGGAGGUUCUGCUCUUCACCAUCCAGAGCAAAAUGCGAGCUAACAACCAGAAAGUAUACAUGCCAAGGGAGGGCAAACUCAUCUCAGACAUCAAUAAGGCAUGGGAACGCCUUGAGAAGGCAGAGCAUGAACGUGAGCUGGCACUGAGGAACGAGUUAAUUCGCCAAGAGAAGCUGGAGAUGCUCGCUGCUCGUUUUGAUCGCAAAGCUGCUAUGAGGGAGACAUGGCUGAGUGAGAACCAGAGGCUAGUGUCUCAGGACAAUUUUGGAACAGACCUGGGAGCAGUGGAAGCUGCUACUCGUAAACAUGAGGCCAUUGAGACAGACAUCGGGGCAUAUGGGGAGCGUGUGGCUGCAGUGGAGGCUGUUGCCAGGGAGCUGGAGGCAGAGGGAUACCAUGAUGUCCGGCGUAUACUCGCACGAAGGGAUAAUGUGCUUCGACUGUGGGAAUACCUGAAAGAGCUUCUGGCUGCACGCAGAGAGCGUCUGAAUUCCCAUCGUGAUCUACAGAGGCUGCUUCAGGAGAUGCGCUAUAUCAUGGACUGGAUGGGAGACAUGAAGGGUCGCCUGCAGUCCCAGGACUGUGGAAAGCAUUUGCAUGAUGUGUUGGACCUGCUGCAGACACACACUCUGGUGGAGGCUGACAUAUCAGCCCAAGCAGAGAGGAUCAAGGCCGUGCAGGGAACCGCACAGCGCUUCACUUCCUACGAGCAGGUGUAUAAACCAUGUGAGCCAGCACUGGUUAGUGAGAGAGUUGACCUGCUGCGCCGGGCCUAUGAGGAGCUCGGCCAGCUUGCAGGGCAACGCAGGGUGCGCCUGGAGGACUCAAGGCGGCUGUGGCAGUUCCUCUGGGAGCUUGGAGAGGAGGCGGCCUGGAUCAGAGAGCAGGAGCAGAUCCUGGCUGGUGGAGACUGUGGACGUGACCUCACCUCUGCCUUGCACCUGCUCAGUAAGCAUGAGGCCUUCAGGGAUGAGAUGGCAGCCCGUUAUGGUCCUCUGGGUCACAGCAUUGCUGCAGGGGAAGCUUUGGUGAAUGAGGGACAUUUUGGAGCCCCUGAGGUCACUGAAAGGAUCCAGGACAUCCGUGCUCAGUGGGCACAUCUGGAAGAGUCAACCCAGCUUCGGGAGCAGCGACUCAAGGAAGCAGUGGCCUUGCACCAGUUUCAAACAGAUGCCAAUGACAUGGAGGCUUGGAUCAUGGAAACUCUCAGACAGGUGUCCAGUCAGGAAGUAGGCCAUGAUGAGUUCUCUACCCAGACUCUAGCUCGCAAGCAGAGGGAGGUGGAGGAGGAGAUCCAUAGCCAUCGGCCGGUCAUUGAUUCCCUGCAUGAACAGGCCCUGGCACUGCCACAGGCUUACAUACGCUUCCCUCAGGUGGAUGGUCGUCUGCCUGCAAUUGAGCAGCGCUAUGAGGAACUGGAGUCUCUGUCAGCCGCUCGGCGCCAGGCUUUGGAAGGCGCCCUGGCUCUCUACCGCAUGUUCAGUGAAGCUGGUGCCUGCUUGCUCUGGGUGGAAGAAAAGGAGCAGUGGCUAUAUGGCAUGGAAAUUCCUACCAAACUAGAGGACUUGGAGGUGGUGCAGCAGAGGUUUGAGACACUGGAACCUGAGAUGAACAACCUUGGCACCCGUGUUGCUGAUGUGAACCAGGUGGCUCAGCAGCUGCUAAGUUCUGACAACUGCAGCAAAGACCAAAUCCAUCAGACACAAGACCAGCUGAAUAACAGGUGGAGGGAGUUCCAACAGUUGGCUGGCCAGAAGAAACUAGCUUUAGAGUCAGCCCUCAACAUCCAGAACUACCACCUGGAGUGUAAUGAGAUCCAAACUUGGAUGAGAGAGAAGACCAAAGUGAUUGAAUCCACUCAGAGCUUGGGCAAUGACUUGGCUGGAGUGAUGGCUCUGCAGCGCAAGCUCACUGGCAUGGAGAGGGACCUGGAGGCUAUUCAGGGCAAGUUGGAUGACCUGAGAAAUGAGGCAGCAAAGUUGGCCAAGGAGCACCCAGAUCAGGCUGAGGAGAUCCAAGCCCGCCUGGCAGAGAUUCAAGAGGUGUGGGAAGAGCUGAAUACCACCAUGAGGCGCCGCGAGGAGUCGCUAGGCGAAGCCAGCAAGCUGCAAGGCUUCCUAAGAGAUCUGGACGACUUCCAGUCCUGGCUGUCCCGCACCCAGACAGCCGUGGCCUCAGAGGACAUCCCCACUUCACUGCCUGAGUCUGAGAGUCUGCUAGCCCAGCACGAGAGUAUCAAGAAUGAGGUGGACAACUACAAGGAAGACUAUGAGAAGAUGAGAGCGGUUGGUGAGGAGGUGACCCAAGGUCAGACAGAUGCUCAGCACAUGUUUUUAGCCCAGAGGCUUCAGGCACUGGACACUGGCUGGCAUGAACUGCGUCGGAUGUGGGAAAACCGGCACAGCCUGCUAGCUCAAGCUUUUGACUUCCAGACCUUCUUGAGAGAUGCAAAGCAGGCAGAGGCCUUCCUUAACAGCCAGGAGUAUGUGCUGUCCCACACAGAGAUGCCCAAUAGCCUUCAGGGAGCAGAGGAGGCCAUUAAGAAGCACGAGGACUUCCUGACCACAACAGACGCCAGUGAGGAGAAGAUCACUGGGGUGGUGGAAGCCGGACGACGCCUCAUUAAUGAGGGCAAUGCCAACUCUGAUAAGAUCCAGGAGAAAGCUGACUCCAUCCAGGAGAGGCAUCAGAGGAAUAAACAGGCUGCGAAUGAACUGCUGGCGAAGCUCAAGGAUAACCGUGAACUUCAGCACUUCCUUCAAGAUGGACAAGAGCUAACAUUGUGGAUCAAUGAGAAGAUGUUGACAGCUCAGGACAUGUCAUAUGAUGAGGCCAGAAACCUCCACAGCAAGUGGCAGAAACACCAGGCAUUCAUGGCAGAGCUGGCAUCCAACAAAGACUGGUUGGACAAAAUUGAUAAGGAGGGCCAGGCACUGGUGAAGGAGAAACCAGAGCUGCAGCCUGUGGUACAGAAGACCCUGGAGGGCCUACAGCGCCAGUGGGAGGAGCUUGAGGGCACCACCCGCACCAAGGCCCAGUGUUUAUUUGAUGCCAACAGAGCAGAGCUCUUUACACAGAGCUGCUCCGCCCUGGACGUCUGGCUGAAAAACCUGGAGGGUCAGCUGCAGAGCGACGACUAUGGCAAGGAUUUGACCAGUGUCAACAUCCUGCUCAAGAAACACCAGAUGCUGGAGCACCAGAUGGACGUGCGUGAGAAGGAGGUGCAGUCCCUGCAGUCUCAGGCCCUGGCUCUGUCCCAGGAGGAUGCCGGACUUACUGAGAUAGAUGGACAACAGAGGCGUGUCACCGACAGCUUUUCCAAACUUCAAGACCCUCUCAAAAUGAGGAGACAGCAACUGCUUGCCUCCAAAGAAGCUCAUCAGUUCAACAGAGACCUUGAGGAUGAAAUUCUCUGGGUGAAGGAGAGGAUGCCUCUGGCCACCUCCACAGACCAUGGAAAAGAUCUUCCCACUGUGCAGCUGCUAAUUAAGAAAAACCAGACCCUGCAGAAGGAAAUACAGGGCCAUCAGCCUCGCAUUGAUGACAUCCACAGACGAGGCAGAACCCAGAGCCAGGUGGAUGGUGAGAGGCAGACUGCCCUGGAGGGCCGCCUGGUUGAGCUCAGGGACCUGUGGGCGCAGCUCAUUGCUGAGACAGAUGAGCGUCACGCCCGUCUCAUAGAGUCUAACCGAGCUCAGCAGUUCUACACUGAUGCAGCUGAGGCUGAGGCAUGGAUGGGAGAGCAGGAGCUACACAUGAUGUCAGAGGAAAAGGCAAAGGAUGAGCAAAGUGCACUAGUGAUGGUGAAGAAGCACCAGAUCUUGGAACAGGCACUGGAAGACUAUGCCCAAACCAUACACCAACUAGCCAACAGCAGCCGCCUCAUGGUCACCAGUGAGCAUCCAGAAAGUGAGAGAAUCACCCUACGGCAAGCCCAAGUCGACAAGCUGUACGCAGGGCUGAAAGACCUUGCUGAAGAGCGUCGUGGGCGGCUUCAGGACAGACUGAGGCUAACCCAGUUAAAGCGGGAGGUGGAUGACCUGGAACAAUGGAUUGCUGAGAGGGAGGUGGUCGCUGGCUCCCAUGAGCUGGGACAGGACUAUGAACACGUCACAAUGCUGAGGGACAAAUUCCGGGAGUUUGCUCGUGACACCAGCACUAUUGGCCAAGAGCGUGUAGAUGGUGUGAAUGGGUUGGCAGAUGACCUGAUUGAGUCUGGUCAUCCUGAGAAUGCCAGCGUGGCCGAAUGGAAGGAUGGGCUAAACGAGGCUUGGGCUGACUUGUUGGAGCUGAUCGACACACGCACACAAAUGCUGGCAGCCUCCUAUGAGCUGCACCGCUUCCAUCAAGAUGCCAUGGAGGCGCUUGGCCGUGUCCAGGAGAAGAGGGACGCACUGCCCUCCGACCUGGGCCGAGACCUGAACACUGUCCAGCACCUACACAGACAGCACAACACCUUCGAGCACGACAUCCAGGCCCUCAGUGGACAGGUAAACCAGGUACAAGAUGAUGCAGCACGACUACAGAAGGCCUACGCUGGAGAGAAAGCCGAGGAGAUUCACAGGAGCGAACACGCUGUUACUUCAGCCUGGGAGGGCCUGCUGGAGGCUGGCCAGGCCCGCAGACUCCUCCUGCUAGACACUGUGGAGAAGUUCCGUUUCUUCAACAUGGUGCGAGACCUCAUGCUCUGGAUGGACGGUGUCAACCUGCAGAUUGAUGCCCAUGACAGCCCCAGGGAUGUGUCCUCUGCAGGGCUGGUCAUUGCCAAUCACCAGGAUAUCAAGUCAGAGAUUGAGACCAGGGCAGACAGCUUCACUGCCUGUACUGAGAUGGGCCACACUCUCAUCAACAAUAAUCACUAUGCAGCUGAUGAGAUCCGGGAAAAAUUGGCCCAACUCCAGGAAAAGAGGGACAAGAUAAACAAGAAGUGGCAAGACAAGAUGGACCACCUACAAAUAGUGCUGGAGGUGUUGCAGUUUGGUCGUGAUGCCUACGUGGCAGAGUCAUGGUUGGCGGGACAGGAGCCUCUGGUGCGAGCAGCAGAGCUGGGCUCAAACGUGGAUGAGGUGGAGAGCCUAAUCAAGCGCCAUGAGGCCUUCGAGAAGCUUGCUGCAGGCUGGGAAGAGCGCUUUGUGCUGUUAGAGAAACUCACUACCCUGGAGGAGCAGGAGAUCCAGAGGAGGCGAGAGGAGGAAGCGAGGGCACGACGACCCCCUACACCUCCACCAGCAGAAGAAGUUGCACAAUCUGAGGCCGAGAGUCAAGCACAUGAAUCUGCAGCUAGGACCAGUCUAGACCAGACCACUCUUAAUCAGUCCGUUUCAGUGAAUGGAGUACACAGUGACAAUGACACAUCACAGCAGUCAUUAUCGCUAUCGUUGUCAGUGGGAAAGAAAUCAGAGCCUAAACGUGUGUAUAAGCCAAAGCAGCCGGAGCGUGGCUCUGAGUCAGAGUCGGUGAAUGGACCAGGCCGGGACAGCGGGUUGGCCUCCUCUCGCCUGGAUCCAUCUGCCACGUUACCGAGCAGGGGAGCAGAAUCUGAACCAGAGACCAUGGAGGGGAUGCUCUGUCGAAAACAGGAGAUGGAGUCCCACAGCAAAAAGGCAGCCAGCAGGUCCUGGCAAAAUGUGUACUGUGUCCUUAGGAAAGGAAGCCUCGGUUUCUAUAAAGACAACAAGAGCGCUAGCAAUGGCAUUCCAUACCAUGGUGAGGUACCCAUCAGCCUGGGAGAGGCUGUGUGUGAGGUAGCCCAUGACUACAAGAAGAGGAAACACGUCUUCAAGCUCAGGCUAGGAGAUGGCAAAGAGUACCUGUUCCAGGCAAAGGAUGAGUCGGAGAUGAGCUCCUGGAUCCGCUCCAUCCACUCCUCCAUUCCAUCAGGAGCAGGAGGAGAGUCACCCGGGGGCCCGCGGGCUCUCAGCCGAGCAAUGACCAUGCCUCCCAUCUCCCCCAGCUCAGGGGAGGCUGGAGGCGUAACCAUGCGCAACAAGGAUGGGAAGGAGAAGGAUCGCGAGAAGAGGUUCAGCUUCUUUGGCAAGAAAAAAUAAAACAUUUGUAAAAACUUUGAUGGAAUCAACAUUUGUCAAUUUCAACAAACUGAAAGUAAGAAAGGACAGGAAAGUACAAACCAGUCAUACAAACACAUUGCUCUCAGUGCUGGUCCUAAGGAGUUUGUCGACAGCUGUGUGGCUUACAUAACCUUUGUUUCCUCUCUGUCUCUCCCUCCAUCUCUCUUUCUCCCUAUUUAUCUGUGAUUUUCCUUCUCUCUUGCCCAGUCCAUAUUUCACAUUCAGCUGGACCCAACAAAUGAAAGCCCUGGUCCACAGGCAGUGUCAGAGCGUAUUAGUGUGGGUCACCAAAUAGAAGCAGAGUUGUUUAAGGAGUGGCAGUGGGAGGUUAAUAUUAGAAGGGCCAAGAGGUUGAACUAUCUCAUGGCUCCAGGGCAAUUCCAUUCCACUAAAUUGAUUCUUCUUUGCUGAAAAUAUUUUAUUUCAAUGAGUCUUGACGAGCCAUGCCUUUUCAAUGCCGUGUCACUAAUAGCAAUGAUGGAUGAUGGUAUUCCACUCUUUUUAUUCCUUUCCCCCUCUCAUACUGUCUUUGGGGAGGACCACAUCGCUCUCUUUUUCGUUCUUGGUAUUGAUGUUAUUAACCUUACCAAUAUUAUUGCUGUUAUUAUUAUUAUUUAUCUUUUGCUAUUGCUGGUUUGAGAAAAAGAGAAACUAAUAAAUUUGACAGUAGAUAAUCUUGAUUCAUGUUGUGGAGCAAAACAAAAAACUUGGUUAAACUAGUGGAGAAUGUUGGGCUUGCCCAUGUUUGUAUUGUUUUUUUUUUUUUUUUUUCUAGGAAUGACAGUUCAUGAGGUGUUUUUGAGAAAAAAAUAAAGCUCAAUAAAUUUUAGCAGUGUGCAGUAAGUGAUCACGAGUUUCACCAUUGGGAAAAUUAUAUAUAUAUAUAUUUAAAGUGGUUUUAUUUUUUAUUUUAUCUCUAAUUUUGCCUGUAUUGGAUCAUUUCUUUUGAGUGAUCUUUUCUGCUUGAUUUUUGACUUCCUUUGUUUCUGUAUAAAGCAGAGAAGAUUAGUUUUCUAGUGAGUGUGUGUGUGUGUGUGUGUGUGUGUUUGCGUGCGUGCGUGCGUGCGUGCGUGCGUGCGUGAGUUGUGGUGCUGUGGAUUUUGCACGUUUAUGUUAUUUCAGAUCAGCGGUGGCCAGAUGAAUGCUGCUUUUCUUAUGGUACACAUGCACACAAAAACCAGACACAAACACAGGAGAAUACUAUAGGGAGGACUCUCUAAAACUGGCUUUUCUUUGCUUUGUUUUGUUAUGGAUAAGCAGACAUUAUCAAUGCACAUAACAGUCCUCCCAAAUGAUUUUGACAUUUCCAUCUCACUCUUCAAAUAAUCUACUUCCGUUCUCUCCAUAUAGUGCUGUAAAGGCAUGGGGCAGGUCGUAGAUCCAGAGCUAAAGCGCAUUCUCUGUGGCAGACUGUAGGGAGGCAAGCAGCAGGACAGACAGACGGUUAGAAGGUCUCAUUACAGGUGGGGUGAGGGGUGUGGAAGUGAGAUUGGAUGAGUGGUGAAGAAUGUGCUUUGUCAUGUGCUACCUGAGGGAGCGAGGAGUACUGAGCCUUGAACCCACCACUGCUAUACUGAACCGUUGUAGAAGCCCAGCCUUUCCCUCCAUUCAGACAGUCCCUAACCACUGAAAGGAAGCUUUAUUGUUCACAGUACAAAUGUGAGAAUGUUAAAAACAUGCCCCGUGGCAAUGAUCUAAUGUAUGUCGGUGGAUCAUGGAGCCAGGUACAAUAUGCGGACAGAUGUGUUGAAUUUGACCAUGGAUAGCUCUGCUCACUAGCGGUGACGGAGAGGGCACAGUCCUAAACUGUCUCUUAGACGAGCUCUGCGCUCUUGCAUACAUGGCAUGACUUCAUGUAGGGUUUUACUUGUACGUGUCUCAUUGUCGUGUCCAAACCUCUUCAGUGUUGAUGUUCUCCACGUACGCGAGAUCACUUCAUAUGCAGGGUUGGGUAGCAGCUGACUAUAUGUAAUGGGAUUACAGUAAUCAAAAAAAAAAAAAGAAAAGAAAAAAAAAAAAAGGUAAUGGCAAUCUGAUAUUUACUGUAAAAAGAUCAGGUGCUUUUGAAACCAAAUACAAAUGUUAGAUUCCUCAGAAACAUGUUUGAACAGACAAAAUAAAUUGUUUAGAUAGAUUAGACUGACUAUAGACAAUAGCCUAAUUGUAUACAUCUUCAAACAGUUUGUUGAUAAUUGUACUGUAACAUAAUUGGUAACUCAAAUUCAACUGUUAAACUGAUUUUUUAAAAGUAACCUAAAAGCCACAGGACAUAAUUGGAUUUCAUCACUGAGUUUAGCAUUCUUGUGGAUUAUUGGACUGAUUACAGUAUCAAACAGGUUAUCAGUAAUAUGUAAUGGAUUACAUUUUGAAAGUAUCCUUCCCAGCCCUGGUAAUAGCAUGGCAUGAUGCACCAUGAAGUCCAUAUAGUGGAGGGUGGAUCAGUACACAGGAAUGCCAUGGUGGACCAAAAUGAUAACACACACACACACACACACACACACAAAGACACGGGAAACAAAUUUGCAUAUGGUUGCCGAGGUUUAAAACUGAUACAAAAUCUUAAGCAGUGACCAAAAUUAUUUUCCAGUCGCAAACGAAUUUGCAGCCAGAGGGGACAGCAUGGCUAUCUGGACCAUCGCUCCACUGAAAGACCCUUCUCACAGUUUGAUGUGUAGCAACUGUCCAAAUCAGAUAAGAGAAAUAUGUAAACAUCCAAGUGAGCUAACCAGUUUUGGGUGAGAAGUUUAGAGCGAUAAGCCCACACUUGAUCAGACUGACUGCCUUGUCUCUCUCGGUCGGUGGGGGGGUUUGUUUCUGUCCCAGCAGAGAGACGCAGUCCCUGGUUUCAGCCUCGCUUUGGUCCUGAAGUCACCUGCUAAACUAACAUCAGCCAAACAUGUUCACUACAGUAUUGGGAACAAAGCUAAUGAGCUCACUGCAUACAUGAGUGAGCCAACCUGAUCAGCAUUCACUGUGCACAAUUCCAAAUGGAAGUUUUAUUAUUAUUUUCCCCCCCCGCUGUGGAUGACCUGUUUUAGACAGACAAGCCAGUUAAUGUAAGUGAAUUCCAGUUUGAAAAAGGUCUACAGUGUAUUUUCUUAUCAGUUCAUUUGAAUGUUAAUAUUCAUUAACAAAUUAAUGUGGCCAAAUUGGUCAUGUGAAGCAAAAAUAUUUGACAUACUUGAUACACACAAGCUCUCUCUCUCUCUUUCACACACACACUCACAUACAAAAAUACUGUACUGUAUAUCCAAUGCAGAAUGACCCUGGCGAUCCAGUCUUGUGGUAAUUUUACUCAGCUGGCUGUGAUUCGGUGUUGCAUAUGGCAUCCUGUUAAAAUAACAUUGUGCUGCUGGUGAGCUUUGACCAGAAAAAGGAAAGUAUGUAUUAUUGAUGUCAAAGGGAUGAGGUGUUUUUUUGGUUAUGAGUAACUUGUAACAAUGGACUACUUAUGAAGAAAACAACCUUUUACUUUAUAAGUAGUAGACAUGAGUGAGAAAGAGGACUGGUGGCAAUCUGAGCUUCCUUUUUUUUUUAGGCAGGCAACAUGCUGUCUAGUGGGAGCUUGUAUUUUCUCAUCCAGUGGUCUGUCUUGCAGCAUUUGAUAAGCCUGUCCACCUAAAUUCAUUUUUCAUUACUUUUGACGAAUGUCUGUUCCUUCCUCUGUGAGUAAUUCAGAGUUGUUAAUACCACUACUAUUAUUAAUUGCUAUUAUUAUCAUUAUUGCUACUGUUAUUACUACUACUACUACUGUUACUAAUGCAACUUAUUGCAACAAUUAUAACUGCUGUCCAUUUUCAGGUACGUGUCUGUAAUACCAGACCCUUCCACACGAUGUCAGUGUGCUGUGGAGCAUUUUCAUUACAGAUCGAAAAUUAUGUUUGUUGACUUGUGUAUCUACAUCUAAUAUUAGGAAUAAUAAAACAUGGUUUAAUCAGAAA